AUGGAUCCAUCAUUACUUAGACACGAUGGUGUGACAAAGACAUAUUUGGUAGAAGAUGAAAUUCGUGUUGAGGAGUUCACUAAACAUGUUACAUACUAUGUGGACUUUAAUGUGAAAGAAUGCGAUGCUAAGUGUUCGUGUGGGUUAUUUCAGAUGAGGGGGAUACUAUGCAGACAUAUCUUGGCCAUAUUCAAGUCUAAUGGGAUAAAAUCAUUGCCAAAUAAAUACAUUUUAGAUCGAUGGAGGAAGGACAUCAAACGGAGAUACACGUUAAUCCACAGUAGUUAUGACACUGGUAGUCAACGGGAAGAUACUAACAGAUAUUCUAGUCUAUUGAAUAUCUGUUAUCAGAUGAUUACCCUUGCAGCAGGUUCGAAAGAUCAUACUGAGGAUGCUACUAAAAAGUUAUAUUCCAUGAUUGAGUUAUAUCAUCACGAGCAUCCAGCCCCUCCAAUGACUCAAACGGGUUCUGAUUUUGGUUGCACACCAAAUGCCACAGUUGGUAGUUCUCAGCAAGUACUCAGUCCAAGAGUUGUGCGAGGAAAAGGCAGACCCCCAAGUCUGAGAAGAGCAUCUAGGAUGGAGCAUGCUUUACGAAAAGUAAAAGCGAGGACGAAUAAAACAACUGUAGAGGGAAAACGUAAAGAGAUAGAUUUUGUAACUUUAUUCGAAAUACUUGAUAACCAGCGAGAUGGAGGAUAUAGGCCAGCCCAGGACACGCAUAGGAAUUUAUUUGGACCAUCUGAGAUAGAUAUCUAG
Carya illinoinensis is the source of this 759-nucleotide messenger RNA. RefSeq names its product protein FAR1-RELATED SEQUENCE 6-like. The record is from RefSeq and is a predicted model, not a curated record. The coding region runs from base 1 to 759 and encodes 252 amino acids. The transcript has 2 exons. Gene Ontology annotation, molecular function: zinc ion binding. NCBI's taxonomy places the organism in Eukaryota, Viridiplantae, Streptophyta, Magnoliopsida, Fagales, Juglandaceae.